AUGCAGUUUUCCAAGAUCAUUUUGGCUAUUGCCAUAUAUACGGCUGGAACCGAAGCACUUCCCACUCCGGUCCCGAAAUGCAAUGGCGAGGUUGCAACCAACUCCAACGGUAAACUGAACACCCGCAGCACCGAAACCUUCUAUUAUUGCAGUAAAUGUGGAUUCGGAACCAAUAAGGGCAGCGAAUAUUUCAGUCACAAAUGCUAG
Messenger RNA from Pyricularia grisea, 207 nucleotides. RefSeq lists its product as uncharacterized. Lineage: Eukaryota; Fungi; Ascomycota; Sordariomycetes; Magnaporthales; Pyriculariaceae. Bases 1 to 207 code for a protein of 68 amino acids. The record is from RefSeq and is a predicted model, not a curated record. The transcript has a single exon.